UCCUCGAGAGCAGCCACCGACCGUGCUGCGUGCGGGCUGCUCCUGCCGCCGCCUCUGCCAGACCGCGGCCAUGUAGUAAGGCAGUCCAGUUCUCUGCUGACCAGAAGAAUCCCUAGCAGUUUCAUCUGCCCCGCCUUCGCUCCUCAACGCCUGGCACCUUGUACUAACUCCUAGGACGUGCAUCUUUCUUCACCGACGACGUGUGACGGCUUCGAUACCACCUGCCCGAGGGCAACCAACUCGCCCUUCGAGACGCUGCCGCCUCCGGGUUCGACCGUUGACGAGCGCCGUCGACGAAGAAGCGUCGUUUGCCGAACGGGUCGGGUCGGUGCGUGCUUGCUCGUGGACGACGACGACCAAGUCUUCGCGAGCGCUCGUUCUGUGCCUGUCUAGGAAGUCAGCGGUGCGAUUGCCCUGAAUCGUCGGUCUCCGUUGUUGUGACAUCGUGUGUCGUCGGAGGGACCCGCAUAGCGUUUUCAACGAUCUGUGACUGGAUAGUUCUGUGCGCAACAGGUUUCGUCCUAAGUGCACCCGUCGUUGUGGCCGCAGCCGUAGAUUGGCUUCCCUCUUGCUUGCUUCGACCUCCGGCCCCGUCGUUCCUGCGCUGUGUUUCUGUGUGCGUUCCCCCGUGUCGAACCCCGGAAUACGUGCCGCGCUCACCGUUUCGAGCGUGCCGCGACGAGGCCCUCACUUUUUUGCUUUAUUCAUUUCACAUUCCUCGCGCAGGAAGCGAGCAACAGGUGUGCAUUCGGCUGUGGCUUUCGGCGUGCCUCGAUUCGUCCACUGCCUCAGGCGACGUGUUUCUUCUCUUUCUUGGAUGCGCGGCCUGGUCCUCUCGAGUCCCUGAUGAGGGAGCCUGCGAGUGGGCUGGUCGUCUGCGCGAUUUACGUUAGUUUCCACGAGAAGGAGGAAGAAGUGUGAUACACACAAUUGACUGAAGGCUAAAACUUCUGCUGCUGCUGCUGCAUCGUUGUCGUCUUCAACUCGGAUUUCCGCACAAAAAGCCCGGCCCCUAGCAGUGCCGGGGGCCUCCAUGUCCCAGCCAUGAAUGUCCUCAACAGGCUUCUCGGAGCGGCCGCUGGGAAGCAAAAGAACGGCGAUUCACCACCGUCGUCGGGAGGCGUCUCGACCCGGGAGAGCCUGUGGCAGAAGGCCUCCUCGCUGCGCCAGUCGCUGCGGGGCCGCAGCAGCCGCCACGAUGGGACUCCCGGCACCAGCGGCUCCUCGAACCGGCGGCCGGCCUCGCUCUACCUGGCCGACUCGUCGUCCCGCUGCUCCAAGUCGCGCCAGUCGCUGCGCCGCGAGUGGGGCUCGCAGCGGGACCUGUCGCGCGAGAAACGCCACGCCGCCGCCGCCUCGCUGCCCCAACAGCAGCAGCAGCAGUCACAACAUCAUCAGCAGCAACAGUCGUGCGACGCCGGCUCGGACCAGGAGCCGGACACCGCGUGGUCCUCGACGUGGACGUUGCCGGACAGCGGCAGCGUGCCGCUACCGCCCAAGCAGCGCUCGCCGCGCAAGUUGACCAAGGACUCGGGCUACGAGACGAGCGGCGGCGGCGGCGGCGGCGGCGGAGCUCACGGGGAACCCGACUACGUCAACAGGGAGUGGGUGUCCCGCGCCCCCAGUCCGCCACCGUCGGGGUCCGGCCAGACGUCGUGCUCCUCGUCCGGCACCCCGUCGGGUCCGGCCAUUAUCGGAACAACUAGUCCCGUCGGCGCUGGUGGCGCGACGCCCUGGACAUCGGGCCCAGGCAAUCCCGGCGCUGGCGCCCGGGACACUUGCCGGGAGACUGGCGAUGAGGGAAGAGGUUCAAGGGGCUGUUUCGCCUCUGGAGAGUCGCUAAGAUCACCAGGAGGAGUCUCACUACCUGCGCCUGGUAGCGGCGAAGAUGACGACAUGGUGACGAGACGCUUCAAGAAGGGCACCGUGUACAGCGCUCUGGCCAGCCAGAGUGGCCUGGACUUUUCUCCGGUCGUGCUUCCGGCAACGAGGCCCAACUGGGGCGAUCGCUCUCAGAUCGGCUGCGCCGAAGACGACGACAGGGUCCCACCGCCACCACCGCCGCCGCUCAAGGAGAGGAAGCCCGCGCCGGCGCCCUCGCACGAGAAGUACCCGUCGUGGCCCGUCACUCUAGCAGCGCCGGCGACGUCGACGGCUUGCCGGUCCAAGUCGUGGACGCAAGAAACAGAUUACCCGAAGGAGAAAAAUCACGGGUACGCCAGGCCCAAGAAGAGCUUCAAGAUCUCCACGCAGCAGCUUCAGCCGGUGCUGGAGCGCGCCUGCGAGCCCGGAGCCAAGAAGGCACCGAUGGCACCGACGUCGUCUUCCGUUUCAGACGACGGCGGCGCUAGCAUAUCGAGUACCAACGACGUAUGCCUCUCGGCCGAACAUGCCAAGUCGAGCGAGUGCAGCGCGGACGCCUACCUGAGCAGGUACGACGAGUUCCUGAGGCAGUACCAGCGCUGGAGCGAGGCGCCGUUCCUCCAGCGGCUGUACCAGGAAGGCGAGCGGGACGGCUGGCCGCGAGCCACCGAGCCGCCGCCGCCGGGCAGCGAGUCAGCGUGCGACUCGCUUGGCUCCAGCGGCGGCUCCAGCCAGGACACGCUCAAGUGGCACGGCUCCUACAGUGACCUGAGCGCCUUCUCGGCGUCCAACGGCUCCUCGCUCUUUGACAGCGGCCACUCGACUUUACCGGACAGUGGUCGCCUAUCGCCGCAGUCCUCCUGUGACGGUAGCCUCGCCGAUGGCAGCCAGAGGCUCGUCUCGCCCAGCCAAGCGGCAGUGGCGCGCAGCGCACGCGUACUGCAGCCCAAAAGGCACGAGUCCGAAAGCGUGCUGUACUACGCGCCCUGCGAGCGCAGCAAAACGCAGCAGUCGUCCCGACCCAAUGAAUGUUCGCGCGUGGCGCAGCUGAAGGCGGCCUUCGACCCAGCUUGCUCAAUGACUGCUCAUUCGUCGUCCAGCCGCAAGGAACCGACUAAAAUGCUGUUCUUGGACCCGGAAAAGAAGCAUCGGGUUUCCGAUCCAGAGCUGAAGGCUAUACAAAAGCAGGCCGUGUUAUCAUUCUACAAACGCCAGACGUCGCAAGAUUCCAAGAACUGCGGAAACAGCAGCGGCAACAGGAACAGGACACUGCCGCGGAUUCCUUCGUCGGCGAAGUGGUCGGUAGCUGUGUCUGAGCCUUCGUCAAGUCAGCCGCCAUCGCUGACGACGACGGUGAAUUCGGUGACAUCUCCCAAGUCUCACGAUGCGAAAGAGAAACCUGAUGCGCCCUGGAGAGGGCCUCGAAGCUGGUCGGUGCCGGACAUCACGCAGCAACUCAGCGUGGCUCCGAAGGCGCCUUGGGGUCCCGUCGUCACGGCGACGUGCAAGUCGCUCGCGGAAGCAUCUAGCAGGCGUUCUUGCGACGGCGCGUCGCUCAGCCGGACUCCGUCAGUGAAUUGCAGGUCAUCCGCCGAUGUGCCGCCUCUCAAAAGGCAACUAUCUGUGGCUGUGCCCAAGGACUCGCACCAGGGACCUACUAGUAGUGAACUUUCUUUUACUGCAAGCAAAGCGCCAAAGUUCGCGUCUUCUUCUCAGCCAAUAGUCAGCGGAUCGGAUCAACAGGUUGUUCAGGAGGAGCACGCCCAAAUCGAAGCCGAAGUCAAGGACGAUGUCAGUGCGGAGAGCCGGCGAGAAUCACAUUCCCUGAGGUCCUCUGUGAGCGGCGGACGCAAAGCCCAGCUGCGGGAAGUGCGGCUUCCGGACCGGGGCACACCCGCCCUGCAGCUACUCACUUCCGAGGGCGUAACACUCGCCGUUGCUCCUCCGGCGAGCACCAAGUCUCCCACUGAUACCAGGGGAGGUGCGUCUGCGUCAGACCGCGACAGCGUGGUCGACAUGGUACCUCAGCUGAGCAAGCCCUUCGACCGGAGGGCACAGCAACAGCAGGAAAAACUGCUCGACAGGGUGCCCGAGAAGCUGCUCGAGUCCAGAGUGGCUAAUAACAAUAACAGCAUCGUUAACAAUAACAACAACAAUAACAACAUUGCCAGCAAUGGUGGUAGUCCCGCCGCCGCUGUGGUGACGCAGCAUGGCCGGAGAACCGAUGCCAUCACCGCGCUUUCCGGCCACAAAGAAGUGACUCCGGUGCAUCUGGCGCUGCAGGCUAGGGGAAGACAUCACGAAAGUAGUCGCGACAUGGACAACAGCCCGCAAGACAAGGUUCACGCUUCGCGGUCCAGCGACAGCCCGAGGUCACGGGAGAAGAUGAUAAUACCAGAUGAGAGGUUUCCGAGCUUAGAGGAAGGUAGCAGGCCGUCACAGCCUAACAGAAGAAGCCACGACAACCUCUUCGACAGAGUCCACGAGAAGUGUCUUGACGUGCGGAUCCAGGGGCCCCUUCGAGGCGGAGAUUCGUCGGAGGGAACGAUCGCGAGCGGCUCUCCGUUCGCGGCGCCACCUCCGGCCGUGCCACCCCGAAGGAGCCCUUCGUCCGAUCCGAAGCCACCGCCUCGUCCGCCGCCCAAGAGGAGCGCAGGGACGGCGGCCGCGCCGGCAGCCUCGGACGAGAACGGCGUCGACGACGAAGCCGAGCUGCAGAGCAUCACGGAGCGCAUCGCCGGUCAAGUCAACCUGGCGCGGGCGGACGCACCAUGCCCGGAGUCCCUGCAGCCGCCCGCGCCCGUUCUCGCGAGGGUCGCAGCGGGCUCCGCCGACGGCAGCGCGGGCGCCAGCGCGUCGGCGGCUGGCCGGCCGGUGUCGUGGACGAGCCUGUGCUCGAGCCCCGAGCUGCCGCUGCCGUCGCCUCCCCCUCUGCCUCCGACGGCGCGAGACCUGUGCUCGCCACCCGUGGUGGACGACGACGAGCCCCUGCCGCCGCCGCCGGACGACCUCGAGCACGUGGCGCAGCAGCAGCAGCCGGGCUCUGUCGCCGUUCAGGAGUGCGACCCCGCGGAUCCCAGGGUGUACCCCAAAGACUCGUACAUGUGGUAUCGGACCGAGCGGAAGCCGGGUCGCCAGGGCUUCCAAGGGAAUUACCGGCGCAGUUACCACGGAAGCGGAGGCGGCGGCGAAGCUGCUGACUCGGGUCCCGAAUCGUGUCCGGGCUCGGACCAGGGCUCUGAGUUCACCUCGGAGGAGGCGAGCUCCGAGUCGUCCUCAUCGUCUUGUCCUUCGUCGCCGCUUAGCUUCCCGCCGCACUCGUGGCCCUCUCCGGGCGCCGCAGCUCCUCAGUCCGUGACGACUGCGGCCUCUAGUCAGGACUCCUCGUCGGCGAAGGUCGCGCCCCCGCAGUGCGAGCCCGCGGACUCUUUGAACAACAACAGCUCGGCAAGCACCACUGCCACCACCAGUACCGCCACUGUUGGCGGCAACAUCAGCAGCGGCAACAACGUCAACAACAACGCGCCGCUUCCGACGGCGGGUGGCGAGCAGGUGGCGUGCAACGGUUGCCACGAACACUGGACGACUACGUGCUCGUCGUCGACCACGACGAGUGCGAGUACGACGAGCGCCGGUUCAGCCGCGUGCCGCCGCACCAACUCGGCGACGCAGACGGGACCCGACGACGAGUGGCGCUCGGCGGUACAACUUCGGCGGCCCUCACCCAAGAGCCAGGAAGAGCUGGAGUGCGAGCGCCUGUCGCAGGACUUCGCCUCCCGAUAUGGGGACGCCGCGCUGCGCUCCCUGCUCGUGCCCAGUCCGAACCAGAAGACGACGUCCGACUACCUGGAAGGCCUGUUCGACGCGGACGCCAUCCAAAAUGGGCAGCCUGAUUCCUCGCUCCCUAGGCGGCGCAACUCCGUGGCUACGUCGCCACAGCCUUCGCCGCCGCCAACUGCUUCAUCGUCACCAUAUCUUAUAUCCAAUACAGGGAACAACGCGAUCAGGGACGAGAACCUUCCCGCGAACAGUGCCUACUACACGACGUCCGAGCCCAAGGCCAAGUUUCUGACCAGGUUCGGAUCGGACAUCGGCAAGCAGGAGUGGACCUCCGACACCGAGCUGGCUGCUAAAAAGGAGGAGCUGAUGGCGAGCAUCUCGCGCAAGCUCGACGUGCUGCGCUCGGCGCGGCUGAGCCUCCGCGAGGAGGCCUCGCAGAACGAGCAGCUCGGCCGCGCCCUGGGCAGCCGCGUCGACCAGCUGGCGCGGCCCGCCGAGCGCGACAAGUACCGUCUCCACGUCGACGAGCUGGACAAAAUCGUCAGCCUCAUCCUGUCCCUCUCCGGCCGCCUGGCACGCGUUCACAACGCGCUGGCCGGACUCGCCGGCGCCGACGAGCCCACCGCACAGGAAAGGAGAGCCCUGGAGGCCAAGCGGGACAAGCUGAGCAGCCAGCACGAGGAGGCGCGCCGCCUCAAGGAGAGCAUCGACCGGCGCAGUCGUCAGGUGGCCCAGUUCCUGCGCAAGUACCUGACGCCUCAAGAGUACGCCGACUACGACCACUUCGUGCGCAUGAAGUCCAAGCUGCUUGUGGACGCGCGCGAGAUUGACGACAAGAUCCGGCUCGGCGAAGAACAGCUGGCCGCGCUCAGGGCGGGAACCGUGGCCACCGCGUCCUGGAAGUCCUUGGCCUCGUCCUAGGGUUCGACGAUAGCCGUGCUCUGACGCGAGGCCGUGGCGCCGUGAAUCAUCGAGACUGGAGGGGUUGCGAGGGGCUAGAGUCUCUGUCGCGUCCUGGUAGGCCAACUGCAGGUUAAAAAGAAAAAUUAGGUAUCUAGCGCACUAUGUCUCUCGUAUUCUACGUGUAGGUCUGGGACACUAUAAAGUAGAUCAACAGCCUUUCCGAGAAUUUUACAAUUCACUCGUUGUCUUGAUGGCAUUGCCCGUCAUCGGACCAUGUGCUUAGUACUUGUAGCACUUUUUAAUAUUUAAAGCACUAUAAGGCAAGAGAAAAUAUCCUUUUCUAUGCUUUGAACUGUAGAGAUCGUUGCGAAAGUCUAACUGCGCAACCUGGACGCCUCUGUUCCCUAAGCCAGGUUAACGAAUACUGUACAUUGUUGCAAAUGCCCGAAAAACCUUGUUUCCUGCUCCUAAAUCUUGUUGUCAUAUGUUUACAAGUACCAGAAACUAAACCUGCUGCGAAGGCGUUUUCGAAUUCUUUCAGUCGCACCCGUCACAGAUGGUAUCUGUGCCAUAAUGACCUAAUGAAAUUUCACUGCACAAAUCGGCAUGUCCCUUGAAUACUUCCUUUAAUUAAGGAAAGUUUUAUUCCAUAGUUAACGGACGCUAAGUGCUGCUCAGCGCCAAACUGCUUCUGCAAUUCACAUGAAACGAACGCAGUAGGUGAAACUGUAGUCGUUGUUAAGAGUUGUCUGCGUGAAGCAGUUUUGAGAGGGCUGUAGACAAGACUGCUUCCUCAGAUACCAGUGCAAUUACGUGCCCUGAACCUCUCCAGUCUCGCCGAUUCGUGGCCGUCUCGUGUACAUAAGUCAUCCCAGCACUCACCGCUACGUCAUCGCUUGUCCAAAGUGAACACCACGGCCCAUCCAUGUCCAUGACGGCAUUCGACAGACCAGCCGUGAGAACUGCGCCGUGGUCUUCGAAAGCUCCAUGUGUGCUUUCCUCAAUCGUCGAGAGGCCGGGAUGUGGUGACUGCGUGACUCGGUUCGUGAGGUGCCUGAGUGCUCCAGUGACUCAUUUUCUGACUGCCCUCCUAGUGCCAUAUCAAGUUUUUCAAGUCCCCACGUCCCUAUCACCCCACAGUCGUUUUCCUGUUCCUCGAGGUGGUUCCCGGAGGUUCCGCAAUAAUAUUGCUUCGGUUAUUGGGUUCUCGUGCAUAUGAGUCCGCUUCUUCUCUUGGUUCUAUUGUUUUGUUAAUUGCGGUACUAUUUCGUUGAUGACAACAGUUCAUGUGUGUCGCCCCGCAUUUCGUCACCUGCUUUUUGUCAAACAUUUCUUUAUUUUUGCUUUCCCAUUUUUACUCAUCGAAUGAGUUACUAUACGGCGAACACGAUUGAGUGUUUGCUAAAGUUGAUUUUAUGAAGGAACUAAAGCGGAACGUGUUCUUAGAAUUUUUUUUUUUUAGCUCUAUUCACUACGGACCUACGUAAGGAACCUGCAGAGUGCGACGUGCUCAUACAUCGCAAAGCUUGAACUAAAAUGCUGUGUUUUCAAAGCCUCUUGGCAUUAUUCGUCACUCGAAGGCGCCCCGGGAGAUCAAGACAGUGCAAGAAAUUAACGCAUUUGCUCGAGCAGGUAUGGUUGCGUACAACAACGGGCUAACGCUAUCGUAUCUACCAGAUGCUUAGCCAUUGUCGCAAAGGAAAAAAAGACAAAUGAAAUCAUUAGCAAGAUACAAUACUAUCACUCGCGGAGUCUCGAGAUGCUUUGCAAUGCUACGGGAACGCAGGGCUCUGCAAGUUCCACCAUUCAGAACACGCGUCUAACAAGUUGUGUUGUGUACGGCAAGGACCGUGUAGCCCGUGAGCGAUGUGAGCGUUCCACUGGCAAUCGUGUCCAACGAUCUGAGUGGUCAGCGAUGUGAGAGCUGUGACGCGUCCUCCAGAAAAGUGAGGCUGCAUGCACAAACCGCGGAGUCGCAGAGACUGACAUUUGGACGUAGCCCUUUCACCUGUUGUAAUAUUUCCCCACGUUAGCCCGCUUUCGUCUUUUCAAACUGCUGUUGACCAAUUAAAAGGCAGCUUCUGCUUUAGGAAUGCAAUAUUGCGACUCGCUGAAUGUUGCACAUGUUGCCGUUUCCGACAGAGAAAAAAAAAAUGUAGUCCACAUUUUUUUUCUAGUUUUUUUUAUUCUUGCAAUUGAUUGCUGUUAUUUUUUUAUUUUUUGUUUAUUAGUGUGUAUAUUUAUGCAGUUGUCAUGGCACCGUUACACCGCAUUUCUUUUUCUUCCUUGGUUUUGGCUGCGUGACCGCCUCUCCCCUAUUUUCUUUUUUUAAGCGCUUUUAAUUUAUUCUCCCUCGCUAAUUUACAAAUGCAUAGGUCACUAUAUACGAAAAGUAGGAGGGGAGCGUCGGUCCUCGUCUAUGGCAAGUACUGCGUUUCUAGUGUGAUAAGAGUGAAACACUCUGGAGGAGUCUUGUAAGCACCCUGUUAGGUCAGUGGCAAUGUUUUCACCGAACAUAGUGGAUUGUGCCACGUGAGGAAAGGAUCUGUGAAUAGUGUUGAUUUCGAAUGGAGUUCCCCGCGCAUUUGUGUGCUUGCGUGUGCGUGCGUGGGUAUAUUCUUUGUGCUUGCGUGCCGCUUCUCUUAAUGCCCUCUCCCCCGUCCACUACCCUCGCCCGUGAUCUUUUCGUGGCCUGGUUCCAGAACCAGGAAUGAUUGUAAGUGUGACAGGUCCAAGGCUGUUGUGGAGAGAGCGUUACGCGCGCGCGUUUACCCCAAGGCUGCCCACUUAUUAACAGUAUUUUUGUAGAGCCCCUUUUUAAAGAUCCUGGAGAGGCGACAGGAGCGUUAAACCUUGCGGGGAACGCGCGGUACUUCCUUGGCGACCGCCUGCGUCGUCGUUGGACGGUUCGAGGUUCCCGUGUCUUUUUGUACAAAGCGACGACACAAGAACCACCGGUAGCUGUUGUUCGCGGCCCGCAUACCUUGGGCAAGGCGUCGCUCGCCUCCCGCCUGACCCGAGCCUCAGCUCCCGCGGGUGGCGACGCGUUGCGGCAGUUGGCACCCGUGCGUACUCUGUUUCUCUCGGCUGUAAUGCCACGCGGUUGCAUGAAGGCGCGCUCGUGCGCGUCCGCAGUCAGCGGAUCGUGUUGUGCCCGCGGCGCGUCCUUCGAUUCUUAACGUGUAUAUAUUGACAGAAAAGCCACGUGACAAAAUGGCAAGUCUGUGAUUUCAAUAAAAAGCCACGUUGCUGUGCA
Dermacentor albipictus is the source of this 9802-nucleotide messenger RNA. Its product is annotated as protein Shroom3-like. Gene Ontology annotation, molecular function: actin filament binding. Gene Ontology annotation, biological process: cell morphogenesis; actin filament organization. The record is from RefSeq and is a predicted model, not a curated record. NCBI's taxonomy places the organism in Eukaryota, Metazoa, Arthropoda, Arachnida, Ixodida, Ixodidae. Gene Ontology annotation, cellular component: cortical actin cytoskeleton; adherens junction; apical plasma membrane.